AUGAUCAUGCUUUCGCGGCUGCCGUCUCCGUCCUGGUGCGCUGCCGUCCGAACGCGCUGUAUUGCGCGAUCUCUCAGUCGAAGGCUCGGACUUUCUUCUGCUCGGCGAUGUCACAUUCCAUUGAGGCGGCCGAUAACUCGAGCUCUUUCUCUGCCAAGUAAGAAACGGCUUCUGUUUUGUUUUGGCUUUUCCUUCGAGAAUUUGGUUUCUUCAGUGAGAGAGACGGUGAUGCGUUUGAAGCAUAAGGUCAAUGGCAAUUACAUAUUUCUAACGUUCUUCUGGCUAUUUUUGAGCUUGUGUUCGUCCUUUUAUGUUUAUUUUUUCUGGAAAGCCAGCAUCCGUGUGACUGCUAGGGAAGGUCAACACGGCAUGGAGCAACUUAUGACCUUUUUCACCCCUGGGGAGGACUAAUUCGAUUACUGUGCUGUCAUCAUCCUUUGAUACAGAAUAUUGCCAUGAUACGUCCUUCGUGGGUUUUCUUGUGAUCCUAUAUCUUUUUUUAUUCGUUUCGUCGAAGGGAGUGCGAUGGUUCUGAUGAUCUGGAACAUCCUUUUUAUCGAAAUUCGACUUCCAAGACGUGGAAGCAGUCUCAGUCAUUGCUUCUUUAGCACUAAUUGUCAUUUAUGGAUGCUUUCAUAAGUUAUUUUACAUAGCAGAUAAAAUUGGAAUGUACUUGGAGUAAAAACUAAUGCGUGAAGCCGAAAUAUUUCUUGUUUUAGUCAUUUAUGCGUGCUAAAUUCUACGCACCAUCUGGUGCGUACAAUAUAUGCCUGCUCUUUAAAUCACAUUGUCGUAUUCACACCCCAUCGACUGAUCUAUUCACCAUGGUUAGUCUAACAAUGUGGAGAAGACAGCGCACACAUUGCUAUUAAUUUUAUACAGUUUGUUGAAGUAAAAUGGGUUUUGAUAUAACAUUUACAGGCUUAUCCAAUGGAGAGCUGGACUCAACCAGACAAACGAAUAUGUCAGAAAUCAUAUUCCUGGGAACUGGCACUAGCGAAGGAAUCCCUCGAGUGAGCUGCCUUACUGAUCCUCUGAAAAAAUGCGAGGUAUGAUUUGCAAAUUCAUUUUAAUUUUACCUUAUAAAUUCAGCACAAUUGAACGGCCGCACCCAAGCUAUCCAAGAUCGGUACAGUAGUCCGGUAAUGUUUUAAAAUCGACUGCCUGACUAGUUCAGCAUUGACGACUUUGUGCCAGAGAUCCUGGCAAGGGGAAGUUUGCUUUAGUACUUGUCCAAUAAUUUAUCCAAGAACUCAACAUCUAAUGAGUUUUGGUUUCAUCAACUCUAAUGGUCGUUUCCAAUUUCUUUCAGGUUUGUUCGAAAGCAACAGAACCCGGGAAUAAGAACAAGAGGCUGAACACGAGCAUCCUUAUACGCUAUAAUUGUUCUGGUGGAAGAUUUAACAUUCUUAUAGACGCUGGAAAGUAUGCGAAUUGAUUGAUGUUUACUUGUAAAUACUUGUCUUACCUUGAAAAUUAUGAUCAUUUCCUGCACAGUUUUUUGCAUUCAUGGUAUUGUACUCGAGAUAGUCUAUUAUAUCUCCUAGUUUUUAUACAUUUUCCGCUCCCUUUCGAUUCAUCAAUUGUUUUCAGUUGAUAGUAAUGCUAGCUUGUAGUCUAGAUGUUUAUUAUUCUUUUUUUUUGUUCUUUUCAGGUUUUUCUACCAUAGUGCUCUAAGAUGGUUUCCCUUUUAUGGGUAAGGGUCUUGAUUCAUCAGUGAAUAACGCAUUACUCGAAGUUCACCUUUUUAUUAGUUUCUAUUGCUUGGGUUUUCAAUAAUUUUAAGAAUAAAAUUGCAUCCAGUUUCAUUGUGGAACAUGCUGCGGACAUGCAUUGAGUUGUUUUACUGGGGUUCGUAUAACCUUUGAUCUUUCCGGUAACAUGUCAUAUUCGCCAUGAAAUUGUGCUGUAGUGCUUAUAUUCGUCGCUAAAUGCUGAAAACUGAGUUGUGGAAAACUUCGUUCUGUAGGCAGUCUCAUGUCGUUUCAUUUUAUGCUCACUUUUCAUUUUUGUUCCGUUGCAAGACUUCUAAUCAGCUCACUGGUCUAAUUCUCAAGAUCACAUUCCAAUGGAUCUAGUAAAAUGUUGUUUUGGAUAUGGAUAUUUUGCCAUUAUUUUGCUCUCUUUAUCAUGGUCGAUUGUCAGAUUUUAGGGGAAGAUCGAUAACAUAUAUAUUAUCUUCUAUUUCUAGUUUUUAUUCAUAUUUUUAUUCUUAUGAUAUUUAGUCGUUUGUUUCUAUCAGGAUAAGGACAAUCGACGCGGUCAUUAUUACCCAUUCCCAUGCAGAUGCGAUUGGAGGUCAUUAACAUUCGCUCAGCUACCUUCCUUCGUUGUGAUAUGCUUAUAAUAAAUGUUAUGGACACGGAAAUCAUGGGCCAAAUUUGAAUAGGAAUUUUCUCAAAAUUUCUUCGUUCUGCUUAUCUAAAUCCCAUCAAAUGCAAGAUUUACCAUGCCAACGUUGUGAACAAAUGUUUCCAACUUAUAGAUCUACCACCCUCCUUGUUUCUAUUUAUUUUAUUGUAUUAAGGAUCGGCUUUGAUAGUGUUUAAUUGCAAGAUAGUUUCAAGUGUUGUUUGAUUCCUUUGCUGUCUAAUACCACUCUUUCCCAUUUGAAAUUUUGAACCCAGGUGUGAUUGAAAAAUACCUUUAAACAAGAGUAGGGCUGUUUAUGUGCCGGACUAGCUUGUCAUGCGUUUAACACGUCACUAACUUCUGUGUUUUGAUUUUGAGAUUCACUCACAAAUCCCUUGUCUUUAACAAAAAAUUGCUACACGACAAGGUUCUGUUUUCUUGUUUACAGUUGAGUCUCUUUUUUCUUUUUUCUCAGGACCAACACCGAUUACCCCUAGGAUGAUUCAUCUCAAAUAUGUUAGCUUAUGCGAUUACUUACUUCUUAUUUUACAGUAAUGGUGCUGAAACCAAUUAAAGAUCAAUGACAACAUUUAAAUCUCUGUCUGAAGCCAACCGAUGAUAUUUCUUGGCAUGGCACCAUAAAAAUCUCUAUUUGAUGACAAGUGUCGCUUCCAUGGCAAUGGCCUUCCAUGGCGGAAGAAGUAUACCGGUGAUCCAAAUUUUCUUUUAUCCUUGGGAUGAAAACCAUUGUAUUGGUUGUCCUCGAGAAUUAUGUUUUUGGUGUACGACUCUUCCUGUCCGUAAAGUCUCCUAAACUUUUCAGCUUGCCUACCUAUUUUCUUGCAAGCCUUUAUUUUCUUUAUAUCAUGAGAGUCGUCAUUUUAUGCUUUCAAUGAUGACAUAGAUCAUGCUAUUUUUUACUGGGAAAUGUAUCAGCACGUGGAUCAGAGUCGUCCAAAGACAUUCAUGGAACAUAAACAAUGUGUCUAAUGCAGGCCUUGAUGAUCUUCGAGAUUGGACAAACAAUGUUCAGCCUUGUGUUCCAAUUUAUACAGCAAUACGUGAUUUUGAGGUUGACAUCAAGAAACUUCUGUCCUCACGUAAUACACUAUUUUUUCUGACGAGAAUAUUAAUCUACUUUGCAUUUAUACUGAACUUUGAAAUGUUAUUGUCUUUUUAUCAACAGAAAUCAGUCGAUUUGCUUCAUUGGCCUUCAUGGGCUUACCGAUACUUGCAUUUAUUUUAAAACAAUGUAUCAAAUGGAGAUAACAAAACAUUGGUAGAUUACUCCAGUUGAAGGUGGGCCUCAGUUAGCCCUUAGAUUAAGUUUCCCUCAUCACAAUCGUUUUUAAAAGAACUAUGAUACGGUACCCCUAAAGACAUAUGUUUGUCGUAGGAAGACAGUCUAGAAGCUUCUGUAGUGAACACUGGGAUAGGAACGGGCUGAACAGUAUAAAUACCUUCCUAUGUGAAUAAGAGAGGGUAUUGUGGUAGAAGGUCACGAGAGGAAAGGGAGAGUGGGGAAUUCUCUCGAACUAAUUCCCAUCUGUUCAUUGUUUUCUCUGUUUUCUUUGAAUACAUUGUUCGUUUUCCUUUCUUUGUCCAAGAGGAGAGAAGGGGAUCGUAUCACACUACUUCCAUCAUCGUGAUGUCAUCAUAUACCCACCAGUGUCAGGUCUGCUUAGGACAUUAGAGGCCAUGUAACCCGAUACCAAUCACUGAUUCUGAGGCCUAGCAACUUCUAAUUGGUGAGUGGGGUCUAUCGACCUCUGGGAGAGGAGCUAGAAGACGCUAGUUGGCUAGUGGUUAAAUCUUUGAGUUCAAUAGAAACGAAAUACAGAGGAGAUGCUGGAAUAUGUAGAGAAAAUAGGGAGGUCAGUCAAUAUAAAUGGAACUGGGAAGUCCACGAGGAAGGGAAAAAAGAAAAAGAAAAGAAAGAACAGCAAGCUAUUACUGACCGCACGUGUAGGACAUGUGAGGCCAAGUGUGUACAGUACAGCGAGCCCAAGUGUAGGACAUAUGAUCAGGCAAAAUAAAAAAUCUAACUGUAAUUUGGAAGAAAAUGCAGGUAUCUGGCCAUAUAUUUCUCUGCCUUUUGAUUAGCGUCGACCUUGAGUUUCGAAGCAUUUCUACCAGUCUACGUUCUCUAUUCAGCAAGUUUUUUUUUAAUAGGUCCCAGUUAUAAUAUUUAUCUUAAAUCUUUCUGAAGCUGGACUAGAAAAGUGCUUUUGUUUUUUACGGAAUAUAUCUUUUAAUAGAAAAUGAACUUGUUCGUCUUUUUGUCCAUUUCCAUAGAUUCAACCAUUCAGCUCCCAGGCACCUGGAUAUUAAUUACCUAACAAUCAUAGCGCACGAUUUUAGUUCAAACAUUGUUUCAAAAAAUUCAGCUCCACGUUUGAAAAAUAACGUUAAAUUAAUUUCUCUUGAUAAUUUAAUAUUCAGGACAGAGGGGCAUGAAUUGUUUCAGGUGAUGCAGAAGACUCACUACUACCUCGUGGACACCAGCGUGAUCAUACCAGGUGCUGCAGUGUCUGACCUGCAGUUUAACAUCAUAAAGGAAGAGCCAUUCACCGUGCAUAAUCUUCAGGUCAGGAAUCUCUUGGCCAUCGCAAAGUGUUCAUCUAAUUCUUAUUGAGGCAAAGAAAAUCACAGUGAGAGGUGAUGUCCAACAUCACGGAUUAUGAUUCAACCUCAUGUUUCGUGUAGAUCACUCCUUUGCCCGUUUGGCACGGCCCGGGCUAUCGUUCCCUCGGUUUUCGUUUCGGCAACGUCUGCUACAUCAGGUAUCCAUCCUCGUUGACUUUAUUUUUUCUUUUUUUAGGCAUCCCGGUUGUGGGCCUGAUCGGAGCCCGUUUCCAUUCAUACCAACAGUGAUGCCAGCGACAUACCAGAAGAGACGUACGAGCUCCUCACCGGCUGUGAUCUGCUGAUUGUGGUGAAUCACCGACCCUACUCUUCUCACCGGAUAUUUACCCAUUUAAAGCGUCCGACUUUGGUGUUCUACUGUGAUUUCUUCAGGAUGCUCUGAGACCCGAUCGCUCCUCGACGACUCAUUUCGGAUUACCAAGAGUAAAAUAUUAUUAUUAUUAUCCUCUCUACUUUGAUGCCUUCUCGGAAAUAUUUCUAAUUUUCGUAAUCCCUUCUUCCUAUCCCUCUCUAUCUAGGCGCUACAGGAGGUCCGCAGAAUCCAACCAAAGAGAACCCUCUUUACUGGUACGUCAUGCAGCUGUUGACUCUUUAUCCUGCUGCCACGUGGCAUGAGAGAUAACGUCGUGUUUUUUUCUUUGGGUUCAUCAGGGAUGAUGCACUUGAUGGAUCACGACAAAGUCAACGAGUAUCUGGGGAGUUUGAUGGAGACGGAGGGGCUGGAUAUUCAGCUGAGCUACGACGGGCUCCGCAUACCGGUCAGUCUCUGA
This is a messenger RNA of Spirodela intermedia, 5768 nucleotides long. Lineage: Eukaryota; Viridiplantae; Streptophyta; Magnoliopsida; Alismatales; Araceae. The record is from the annotation of a GenBank genome assembly.